AUGCCGUACGACUUGCAAGGACGCAACGUCUUGAUCACUGGUGGCUCGAGAGGCCUCGGUGCCGUCCUCGCCCGCACCUUCGCUGCACAGGGGUGCAAUGUGGCGAUCAACUUUCAAAGCUCGGAGGCUGCGGCGAAGGACCUCGCCCAGGAAGUUGAAGAGAAGUACCGCAUCAAAUCUACGAUAAUCAAGGCUGAUGUCGGCAUCGCUACCGAAUGUGAGCGCUGUGUGAGAGAGACAGUCAAGACGCUCGGGGGCUUGGACAUUCUCAUCGGAAAUGCCGGGUACACGAAGUUCACGGACAAUUGGGGUGAUCUCGAGGCGCUUAACGAGGAGGACUGGGAUAAAUGUUUCGCCGUCAACGUGAAAUCAAAGCUUGCACUCAUGAAAGCCGCCGGUCCCAUCCUCCGUGAGAACCCGGAAGGGGGUGUGUUUCUCAUCACGUCAUCUAUAGCGGGCGUCUCUCAGGGCGGCAGCUCAAUGGCUUACUCGGUGACCAAAGCCGCUCAGCUUCACCUGAUGAAGUGUUUGGCUUCAGUUUGUGGCCCCAAGAUUCGGAUCAACGCCGUACUGCCUGGUCUCUUGUUGACUGAUUGGGGAAAUCAAUAUGGCGAGGAGCGCAUUGCGUCUCUCAAAGAGAGAGCAGCUCUGAAGAGGGAGACGGAUCUGCAAGAUUGCGCGAACGCCUUUCUAGAUCUCGCCAAAAACACGUCCAUCACUGGCGCCAAGAUUCAAGUUGGUAUGAGUCCAAAUGUCCGAUAA
Messenger RNA from Diplodia corticola, 762 nucleotides. RefSeq names its product short chain dehydrogenase reductase. The transcript has 8 exons. Lineage: Eukaryota; Fungi; Ascomycota; Dothideomycetes; Botryosphaeriales; Botryosphaeriaceae. The coding region runs from base 1 to 762 and encodes 253 amino acids. The record is from RefSeq and is a predicted model, not a curated record.